Messenger RNA from Tigriopus californicus, 2014 nucleotides. RefSeq lists its product as uncharacterized. The record is from RefSeq and is a predicted model, not a curated record. The transcript is spliced from 4 exons. NCBI's taxonomy places the organism in Eukaryota, Metazoa, Arthropoda, Copepoda, Harpacticoida, Harpacticidae. The coding region runs from base 237 to 1778 and encodes 513 amino acids. Gene Ontology annotation, cellular component: cytoplasm.
UUGGUUCCAACUCAUGCUCUCUUACCACCAUCAGACCUAAUUUGGUCGUCCUGAUUCUCAGGGUGACCAUCAACUCAGCACUGGGAUCCACUUCCCCAGUCGGAAAUCUGGUGUCCGUUCACUCCGCUGACUCGACCCCCAUCGCUCCCUCCCCGCCUGCCUAAGCUAUCCAACGCCUAUCAUCGCCUGCGGCAUUCACGGGUGCGCCCGUACUUUCCUAGCGGGUCGGUCUCAUCAUGAGCGGCGCGCACGUUAAGCGUUUGGCCGCCCUCAAGCCCUUCACGGGCGGGGGGUUGGGUCUCUGCAGCGGGCACGGCUGGCCCGCCAGCUCGUGCGCCUCGGACGAGAGUCCCUUGGGCGGAUCUUCGGGUGCCUUGGGCGCGGGCGUGCCCUCCCUGACGGAUUUGUGCUAUCAACGUCUCCUCGCGCCCGCCCAGUUAAGCACCUUCGAGGAGGAGGUGUUGUGCGGUGGGGCGUGGCUCCCGCCCACAUUCUUCUCGGACGCAGUUCGCUUAUGCUUGGUCCAGAAUCGGACAUUGUUGCUGCGGUUGUUGUUGAAACAUUGGCCCGAGCCGCUCUUAAGUCUGCGGUCCAUUCUGCCCGCACCCUUGGGUUGUGACAUGCAAUGGCCGCUCCAUCUGAUCCGCGUCUUUCUGGACGGCUUGAUCCACGUGCCCAGGACAUUGACCACGUUGGAUUUGCGGGGUUUCGAGAUCCAUGACCAUGACUUUCUCAAGAAUUAUAAGGACCUUUUGUGCGAUCCCAUGAGCGCCCAAUUGGACGUGCACAUUCAUUUGGAUAUUCAUAUUAAAUACGCCAAUGACUACAGUAACUGGAUCGAUGUGUUGGGUGCCAAUCGGUUCUUCAAGAUCGCACGGUUGACCACCUUCUUGGGCAUUAAUUCCAUCGCCACGGACUCGAUACUGGACUACGUGGACAAACGACAUUUGGAUUCCCUUCGGAUCAAGGGGUACGAAUUAACCAAUAUGGAUAUGUGUCUUUUGGAGACGUCGCUCUCAUCCUUUCGACAUCUGCUCACCCUUGAUCUCUCGUGUGGAAAACUUUGGCUCAACAUGGGUCCCAACGGACCAGCCUUGCUCUCGCUCAGGCGCAUCUUACUCAAUCUGCCCAUGAUACAAAUCCUGAACCUCUCCAAUAGCAAGGUGGAAGGCUCCUUGUCAGAACUCUUAGAAGAGCCCACGUUCACCCUCGAAGCCUUGUUCCUGAAGAAUUGUGGCCUGGACAUGACAGAUCUGGCUUACUUGCGCAAGAGCCGCCAUAUCCAAACCGUCAGAGAGCUCUCCAUUGGAGAUAAUCCAUUAGGGAAAAACAUUGACAGCGUCUUGGAGCUCAUCAAGGAGAUGCCUCAGCUUGUUCUCUUGGACAUCCAGGAUUGUGGUAUAUUGGAAUCCCAAGUGCUUCUCUUGGCUCAUUACAUCAAGAGUCAUCUCCAAAAUUUGGCCUCGCUCAACAUGGCAGGACACUUGUGGAGUCGAGAUGUAAUCAUCAGUUCGAUUCCUCUGCUAUUCCACAGCUCUAUGCUCCAGACAAUUGUAUUCCCAAUCUAUGGAUUGAGUGACUUGCACUUUCGUUUCAAGAACCGAUCAGACAUCCUCCGACGUCAGAACCUGCCUCAAAUGCUGGAGCCCAUAGCUGGGAUGAGUUCGGAUUUCAAGGCGAUUGAAAAUGCCAUCUUGUCAGAACUUAUUAAACGACGCGGCACAAUCUUAAGGGUUAAGAGCCAAUUGGAUGGAAUUCAGUUUGAUAUGGAACGUUGAUCGUCAUCGCUUCUUCCUCAUGUGACCCAGAGCUAUCCAAGCUCAAUCAAGGUCGCAUUCACGACUUGACCUCUCACUUGGUUGCAUGGAUUGUGCUAAUUAUGUGUUGGUGUGUAAGAGACGCGCCAUCAAGUUGAAACUCAGCUUCAAUUCUAACCUGGUUAAAUUCACUUUUAUUCAUGCCUACGGCAACGCUUCUAUUGGAAAUCAUAUCAAUACAUGAUGAUAUUAAUGUC